AUGUCCUCUUACUAUGAGGACUCAGUGACUUUAGUGGCUGCCAAGGAGAUUCUGGCCUCCUUAGUAGAGAGUUGGGCCUUGUUCAGAUUGCUCUGUCUGAGCCAGAAUCUUUGGGCACAGGAAGGGUGUUUUCCCAUUCCUAUUAUAUCUGCCACACCUGGUUCUGUGAUUCCCUGGAAUGAGUCUGUGAAGAUCCUGUGUUGGGGGACUCCUGAGUCUUACUUGUACCAACUGGAAAUCCUGAGAAACUCCACAUUUGAGGUGGUAGAGAAGAAAUUGGGAUUUCAGGAGAAGGCUGAAUUCCUCAUUAGCCACAUGAAUACCAACACUGCAGGGCGUUAUCAGUGCCAAUAUAGGAAAGAGUACAAAUUAUCGGAGCACAGCAAAACCCUGGAGCUGGUGGUGACAGAUAUAAUGAACCAAGAUUACACAAUGGAGAAUUUGAUCCGUAUGGGCAUGGCAGGACUGGUCCUUGUGGUUCUCUUGGCCAUAGUCAUUGGAAAUUGGCACAGCCAUAAGGUUCCAAACAAGGAAGACUGGCCAGAUUUUCCUGAACUGAGCCGGAGUAAACACAAAUGUCAGACUGGACCUUUGGACAAAGCCUUAAGAGACACCAGGGCCUUGUGUGGAAAAGCAUACUGUAAACCUGGGAAUAAAAAGACCCUCCCCUCCUAGAAAAAGACUACGUUGUCUGGUAGCCAUGAUGACAAAAAGCCGCCGGAGCCGGUUUUUCACCCAUCAGCAAUGACCACUCCCCUCAAUGAAAAACGCCCUGGUGAUUCAACCAAUCAGCUCCUUGCUUCUAAAUGUCAGCCAAUCAGAAACGGAUUUACUUCAGUAACUGUACCUGUGAGUGACAGCCAACCUUUCAGAAGGGAAACAAAAGUAAUAUAAAAACAGGGAGGGGGACAAAACAUAAGAGACUCUUAAAUACAGAGAACAAAGAGUUACUGGAGGGAUUGUGGGAGCAGGGAUGGGCUAAAUAAGUAAGGGGCAUUAAGGAAUCUACUCCUGAAAUCAUUGUUUCACUACAUGCUAACUAAUUUGGAUGUAAAUUUUACAAAAUAAAAAAUAAAAAAUAAAAUAAAGUCCCCCUUCAAUAAACAUCUUUUACAGAUGAUGCCAAUCCACAAGAGGCCCUGAGAAUCCAUAUUUCCCAAAAACCCUGUAGGCUCUGCUCAGAGACUCAGAGGCAUCAUGUUUAGCCAGCAUAACUCCCUUAACAGUAAAAAUAAAUUCUGCUUUGCCUUUUUUAUUCCAGGCACUGAAUGGUGAGUGCAUUUACCUUUGAUAGUUCAUAUAUUGGGCUGAUUUAGGUUAAAUGGAAGGCGUGGCUUGGGGAAAAGAGUAUGAGGACUUAUAUUCCAUGACCUUCACCUCUAUGUUGGGCUUUAUGUUAGUCAUUUCAUUUACAAAAGCUUACUACAGCCCUGUGAAUUUUAUUUUAAUCAAUCCAUGUGUCACAUGAACAAACAGAGGCUUAGAAAUGAUAUGAUUUGAAGGGCGCCAGGCCGGCUCAGCAGUGGAGUGUGCAACACUUGAUCUCAGGGUUGUGAGUUUGAGCCCCAUAUUGGGUGUAGAGAUUACUUAAAAAUGAAACGUACUGCACACUACUGAACUGUACACUUAGACUUGGCGAAGAUGGUGAAUUUCAUGUUAUGUAUUUUUUUGCUACAAUAAAAAAGUAGUUAAAAUGGUAAAA
Molecule: messenger RNA, 1702 nt
Organism: Neofelis nebulosa (Clouded leopard)
Lineage: Eukaryota; Metazoa; Chordata; Mammalia; Carnivora; Felidae
Product: immunoglobulin alpha Fc receptor-like
Exons: 5
Coding region: 1-675 (224 amino acids)
Source: RefSeq, a predicted model, not a curated record